Messenger RNA from Penicillium malachiteum, 1734 nucleotides. Its product is annotated as ubiquitin-specific protease UBP6. Lineage: Eukaryota; Fungi; Ascomycota; Eurotiomycetes; Eurotiales; Aspergillaceae. The transcript is spliced from 3 exons. The coding region runs from base 1 to 1734 and encodes 577 amino acids. Gene Ontology annotation, molecular function: proteasome binding; protein binding; cysteine-type deubiquitinase activity. The record is from RefSeq and is a predicted model, not a curated record. Gene Ontology annotation, biological process: proteasome-mediated ubiquitin-dependent protein catabolic process; regulation of proteasomal protein catabolic process; protein deubiquitination.
AUGGCAGCCAUACCUAUUAUCAUCAAACACGCCGGCAAGCGCCACGAAGUCGAGCUCGAUCCUACCUCCACCGGCGAAACAUUAAAGUACCAGCUAUUCUCAUUGACUGGUGUUGAGCCUGAUCGUCAGAAGGUUCUUGUGAAAGGUGGCCAGCUGAAAGAUGAUACUCCUCUCUCCUCUCUCAAAGCCAAGCCUGGGCAAACUUUUAUGAUGAUGGGCACGCCUUCUGGCGGUCAGGAUGCCCUGAGCAAGCCCAAGGAGGCCACAAAGUUCAUGGAGGAUAUGACGGAGGCUGAAGUUGCACAGCAAGCGGGAGCUACACCUGCUGGCCUACAGAAUUUGGGCAAUACGUGCUACUUGAACUCUACCCUCCAGACCCUUCGUGGUGUUCCGGAGCUGCAAGAGGAGCUUCUCAAGUACCAGCCUAGUGGCCGAUCUGGACAGUCGGGAUUGUCAGAUCUCAGCAGCUUCGGUCUCGGCGGCUUGAAUGGCUCAAAUGAUCUUGCUGCAUCGCUCCGCGAUCUGUUCAAGCAAAUGUCGGAAACCCAGGAGGGCAUCCCUCCGUUCAUGUUCCUCAACGCCCUUCGGACAGUAUUCCCUCAAUUCGCCCAAAAAGAUCGCAACAAUCAUGGCUACGCACAACAGGAUGCCGAGGAGGCUUGGUCUCAGAUCCUCAACCAGCUGCGUGCCAAAUUAACUAUCAAGGACGGUGCCGAGUCGAGUAGCCAGACCUCCUUUGUCGAUAAAUAUCUCGCGGGUCAGUUUGACUCUGUGACUGAGUGCGAUGAUCCUGCAGCCAAAGAGAUGGGCGAAGAGCCUAACAACUCCUCGGAUGUGUUCUUCAAGCUGGAUUGCCAUAUUGGAAAGGAGACCAACCACCUCCAAGAUGGUAUUCUGGCUGGGUUAGAGGAGCAGAUUGAAAAAAAGUCUCCCACGCUGGAUCGCGAUACAAUGUACACUAAGCGCUCUCGCAUUGCCCGUCUUCCAAAGUACCUGACUGUGCAUUUUGUCCGAUUUUUCUGGAAACGGGAGACCCAGAAGAAAGCAAAGAUCAUGCGCAAGGUUACCUUCCCGGCCGAACUUGACGUUGUGGAAUUCUGUACAGAUGCACUUCGGGAUCAGCUCGUCCCUGUUCGCGACAAGGUACGAGAGAUUCGCAAGGAUGAGGUCGAUGCCGACCGCGCUCGCAAACGACAAAGGCUAGCCAUCGAACGUGAAGAAAAGCAGGCCAAGGGAGAAACCGAGGAACCCUCGGAGCCGAUGCAAAAGAAGAAGGCUACAGAGGAGAACAAGGAGAAGAAGAAUGACAAGGAUGGCGACACGGAAAUGGAGGAAACCUACAAGACCGAUGCCCAGUACGAGGAGGAGAAGAAUGCUGCCAUCAAGGCUGCGAAGCUGGAACUGCAGGAGCUUCUCCAGAAAAACGGCUCUCCGGACAGCGGAACCAACCAGUCAGGUCUUUAUGAGCUCCGUGGUGUGAUUACGCACCAGGGUGCCAGUGCUGACAGCGGUCAUUACACUGCUUAUGUCAAGAAGCAGGCCCGGAAGUCCAGCGAUGCCAAGCCUGGUGACAAGCGUCGCGACGAUGAUAACGACAAUAAGUGGUGGUGGUUCAAUGAUGACAAGGUCACUGAGGUGGAAGCCGAGAAAAUUGAGACUCUUGCUGGUGGUGGUGAGUCGCACUCGGCACUCAUUCUCCUGUACCGUGCCAUCGAGCUGCCAACUUUGGAUUGA